AUGGAAGACCCCUACAAGAGCUUCUUCAAGAACAGCUACUACUACUACACCUCCUCCUACCCAGCUGCCCCAGCUCCCCACCAUCUCCCUCCUCCCCUUCCACCGUACACCACCCUCUACCCCGCCGCCGCGGCGCCUCAGUACCACUCUGCCUGCUUCUUCCAGCCGCCACCGACGACGCUGCCGCCUCUCCAUGACAGCCCGCCGUCACCGCCGCUACGAGAGGCGCUGCCCCUCCUCUCCCAGUCGCCUACGCGCGCCGCCUCCCGGGCUCAGCCGCGCCCGCACGUGGCGGUGGACUCCGACUCCGACGAUGACGCCGAUGACUUCGUCCUACGGGAGGCCGUUGGCAGUUCCGUGACUCCCUCUACGCGUGCGCCGCUCUUCGCCGACCUCAACUGCAUGCCCUCCUGCUGCGACGACGACGGCGACCCGAUGGACCUGGAGGCCGCGGCGCCCACGGACGAUGACGACGCCGCGGUCGCUCUGCGCAUCGGCCUGCCACCGGCUCCCGUCAACGGCGGCUGCGGUGGCGCCGAGGCUGACCUCCUGUCCGGGCUCUCCGGCAGGGCCGGCUGCGGUGGCAUGGAGGCCGAGGAGGACGAGGACGAGUGCAAGGUGGACACCGGCGGCGACGGCGACGAGGUGGUGCCGUUAGGGUUCGCGUCGACGCCCAUCGGGAGGCUCAACAAGGGGCAGUACUGGAUCCCGACGCCGGCGCAGAUCCUCAUCGGGCCUACGCAAUUCUCGUGCCCCGUCUGCUACAAGACCUUCAACCGGUACAACAACAUGCAGAUGCACAUGUGGGGGCACGGGUCUCAGUACCGCAAGGGCCCGGAGUCGCUCCGCGGCGUGCAGCCGACGGCAAUGCUCCGGCUGCCGUGCUACUGCUGCGCGCCGGGUUGCCGCAACAACAUCGACCACCCGCGGGCGCGGCCGCUCAAGGACUUCCGGACGCUGCAGACGCACUACAAGCGCAAGCACGGGCUGAAGCCCUUCCUGUGCCGCAAGUGCGGCAAGGCGUUCGCCGUCAAGGGCGACUGGCGCACGCACGAGAAGAACUGCGGCAAGCUCUGGUACUGCCUCUGCGGCUCCGAGUUCAAGCACAAGCGCUCGCUCAAGGACCACGCGCGCGCCUUCGGCCACGGCCACGGCGCCUUCGGCUGCAACCUCGAUGGCGGCAGCGGCGCCGACGGCCUCGACGACGACGACGACGGCGCCGUCUCCGAGAUUGAGCACGACUUGUGCGCCGCCGCCUGCAGCAGCAGGUCCGCCGCCGCCGCGCGGUGA
Molecule: messenger RNA, 1290 nt
Organism: Miscanthus lutarioriparius
Lineage: Eukaryota; Viridiplantae; Streptophyta; Magnoliopsida; Poales; Poaceae
Source: the annotation of a GenBank genome assembly